Molecule: messenger RNA, 456 nt
Organism: Rhizopus microsporus ATCC 52813
Lineage: Eukaryota; Fungi; Mucoromycota; Mucoromycetes; Mucorales; Rhizopodaceae
Exons: 4
Coding region: 1-456 (151 amino acids)
Source: RefSeq, a predicted model, not a curated record
AUGACAGCCAGAUUAUUAUAUUUUUCAUUUGUACUCAUAUCGAAUUGGAUGCAAUGGGGAUUGACUUGCCCUAUCUUUCAAGGUUUAGAUGCUCUCGAUAUUACAGUGAGUGAAAAUAUCCUUGCCUUUACUCCUGUUCUCUUCAUUAGCAUUCAAAGAGCUUACCAUAAGUUUCCAUUUCAAAUCAACUAUUCAAUCAAUUCUUCAGUCGACAACCAUUACCAGUGCUCGCUUGUUGAUACAGUGCCUGUAUCCCCAUGUAGUAACGCAAGUUCUUCUUUCUCUGAAAGAGACUUGUCAGAUCAGUAUGAAGUGUUUAGUCAGCUAAAAAACGUUCAUGGUAAUACAAAAGACAUGUUGAACUAUGUUGCAAACAACAAUAAUAUCUAUAUUGUUUCUCUAGACUUCGCUGGACUUUCAACCAACGUUUCUGAUUUAAAGGAGUUUGUCAGGUAA